Messenger RNA from Sycon ciliatum, 1583 nucleotides. RefSeq lists its product as uncharacterized. The coding region runs from base 369 to 1097 and encodes 242 amino acids. The record is from RefSeq and is a predicted model, not a curated record. NCBI's taxonomy places the organism in Eukaryota, Metazoa, Porifera, Calcarea, Leucosolenida, Sycettidae. The transcript is spliced from 5 exons.
GUACUCAUCGACUGGUGUCCUGUCAUGUCAUGAAGAUGAAGCGUCUAGAACAUCACGAGGGGAUGGCGUACACCACUUCACUGUCAAACCGUGGCCAUAGCCCAUAGUUGUGCCAAGAAAGAGAGUCGCGUUGCCCGUGCCUAGGCGCUAUGCCUGGAGCUCCGGAGGAUGAAAGAACUGUCAUAGGGUUAGGGACGCGGUGCAGGUGCUGUCGUGUUCCUGGCAUGGCAGACCGGCAUCGGCGACAAGCUCUGAAGCUGUGAAUGAAUGAAUCGAAAGUCAAUAAGAAACGUUUCCGAGAGUGAUGUUUGCAGCGAGCCCCUCUCGUAGGUAUGUGCUGCUGAUCGUUGCAUCGUCGCGGUAACACUAUGAGUACUACUUCAUCUCCAGAAGAUGUUUGCAGCAAUGGCAGGACUGAGACGGAAGAGUACAGAGAGGUAGCUAGAUCAAAGCUUCUUCCGAAAGGAUACUCUGGCUACAUGCACCUGGCAUCACUGUUUGCCAUUGCUACGCCUAUCUGUGCAACAUGCUUGUAUACACUGGAGCCAAUGACCUGGUUUGACUUAGCAUCUAUUCCUACCCUGCUGGUCAUCUUGAACAUCUAUGAGUAUGUUUUCCAUCGCUUCCCAUCGCACAGACUUCUGCUGUCCCAUUUGAGUGCAUUUCGCUUGUUCUUCAAAAGCCACACCGGUCUGCACCACAAAUUCUUCACAUUCUCUAGUAUGCAGCCAAACAACGGUCACCUGGAUUCGUUCUUCAUACUUUUCCCCGUCAAGGUGUAUGUGCUUGGUCUGGCUUCACUAUCUGCUUUACUGCUUGGCGCAGGUUCUUUUCUCCUACCGUGGAAUACGGCUGUACUAUGCACAGGCCUCAGUUCGGCGUAUCUAGUGUUCUACGAAUUGGUACACUGUUACUCUCACAGGUCCUUACCAACCCCAGUGCUAGCAGUGUUGCAAUACGUGCCUUGGUUCAAUUUCUUUCGCCGUCACCACCAGCUUCACCAUCACCCCAGAGUCAUGAACACGAGCAACUACAAUCUCACGUUCCCGUUUUCCGAUUGGUUGGCUGGUACGUUGGUUACUAGGCUACCAGAUUGAGGUGGGCACUCCGGGAUCAUUGCCGACAAGAGCUAGGUCGUCAUCCCCGAGAUGACACACUAACAUAGGUCCAGCUACCACUGGCAGGUAUAUGUAUGGGAGCUGAACCGCACACCAUGAGCACUUGAAGAAACUUCAAGUUGAUGGUGUUGAUUUUUAGAAUUUGUUUCUUGACAGAUAAGGGAGUCAUCCAUUGUGGGGUUCAGCUAGCUGCCUACUACUGAUUUACUGCAUGAGCACUUGAAGAAACUUCAAGUUGAUGGUGUUGAUUUUUAGAAUUUGUUUCUUGACAGAUAAGGGAGUCAUCCAUUGUGGGGUUCAGCUAGCUGCCUACUACUGAUUUCCUGCGCGCCAUGCUGUGUGUGAUUACGUCCUCUGUCUUAUGUGAUCACAUCAUUUGUCGUGAUGAACACACAGCCCAGAAAGGAAUCUCGGCGCAAUAGAUUUUUGAAUAGCUGCUCUGAAAAUCAUGUACACGUACCAGAA